GGGGUUCCUUUCUAGGGUUUUAGAGCUGAGGGCCGCGAGGCGUGAUUUCCUGGAAUCUCGAAUUCUCGAGGUCUUGAUCCCAGAUUUCAGCCAUGAAUUUCAAUGGUAGCAGUUCCGAAGGAUCCAGGCAGGUCCGGGUUCGCUUCUUGACGAAGAUGCCUCCCCCGUUGCGAGCUCCGACGAGCGCCAUUGCCGUUCCUUCAAAUCUCACUCGGAUGGGCCUGUCUGAGAUUGUCAAUCUUCUCCUCAAGAAUGGGAACGGUGACUACCAACAUCAACCAUUUGAUUUUCUUGUUGAUGGUGAGCUUAUUCGCAUGCCGCUUGAUCAGUUCCUUCUUGCCAAGGGCAUCUCGGCGGAGAAAGUUCUUGAAAUUGAGUACAUUAAGGUUGUUGCACCUGGAAAGCAGCAGGAUCCUCUCAUGCAUGAUGACUGGGUCAGUGCGGUUGAUGGUUCCAACCCUAGCUUUAUUUUAACAGGUUGCUAUGAUGGUUCUGCAAGGCUGUGGGAAGGUGGAGAAUCGUGUUCUCAUGUACUUGGUGGACACAAUGGUGCAAUCACUUCAGUUAACAUAAUCAAAUAUAAAGGGAUUCAUGGGGAAAAUAACUUCCAUUUAGCUACUGGUUCAAAAGAUAGAACGUUGCGGCUAUGGAUGUUAAAUGCAGUUGAACCUGGGAAUUACCCAGUUGAGGUUCGAGCUUACAAGAUAUUGAAAGGACAUAAUUCUUCUGUUCAAAGCAUCUCAGCUGCACCUUCUGGAGAUAUGUUGUGUUCUGGUUCUUGGGAUUGCUCUAUCAAGUUAUGGGAUGUGAAGAAGCCUGACACUGAAGAUGAUAGUGUGUCAGUAAAGAAAAGGAGGGUGGGAUCCAAUACAGUCUAUGGAGAAGAGCCCCAAUUUGAGGCAGAAGCUGCAUCAACUCUUGUAGGACACACACAGUGUGUAUCUUCUGUUGUCUGGCCUGAAGCAGACACAAUAUACUCAGCAUCUUGGGACCAUUCUAUUCGACAGUGGGAUGUUGAAACAGGCAAGGAUCCAUGGAACAUGGUUUGUGAGAAAGUUUUGAAUUGCCUUGAUGUGGGAGGUGAGAAUUCUGCUCUUGUUGCUGCUGGUGGUUCUGAUCCUAUCCUGAGGAUAUGGGAUCCUCGUAAACCAGGAACUUUGGCUCCUGUUUUUCAGUUUGCAUCUCAUUCAUCUUGGAUAACUGCUUGCAAGUGGCACCCCAGAUCAUGGUUUCAUUUGCUUUCUGCUUCAUAUGAUGGGAAGGUCAUGUUAUGGGAUUUGAGAACAGCGUGGCCCUUGGCGGUUAUAGAUUCGCAUAAAGAUAAGGUAUUAUGUACAGACUGGUGGAAAGAUGAUAGUGUGAUUAGUGGAGGAGCCGAUUCAAAGCUUUGUAUUUCUUCUGGAGUAUCAAUUCCAUAAAAUCACAGCAGGUUCAGAAGCAUUCUAAUCCUAAUACAUGAUGGAGUGGACUUGUAGUUGGAUCUGUCUUGAGGACAUCAAUAAAUCCACUCGCCCUUGCAGCGUGGCCGAUUUCAGCAUGGUGGAUUUUUUGAGGUAAACCUACAGAAGAAGCUUAAAUUUUGGAAAUUAAUUUUACAUGUUAAGAGAGUUUCCCUUACCCUGUUUUCCGGUUACACCCUUGAUUAAUUAUUUUGUAACUUAUUUCUAGCUAUGCAUGCUUUUGUCGUAUUAUUAUUAUUUCAAACGUUGCCACUGUAUCUUAUUUUUGCACAUGAGACCACCUUAGAGGUUUUGUAUGGGAGGCAUUCCACUGAUUACUUGGGGCAUCUUGUUUAACCUAAAUGGUGCAGUGAAAAGUUUUUAGACUUUGUGAUCAUCAUUGUGUUUUGCAGGGUUAGUGAAAAAAAAAUUUAAUUAGUGAGGAUUGGAUUUAUUUUGAGAUGUGAUCAUUUGUUAGCUUAGUUGUGAACAAACAAAUGCUACAUUUGAUGUUCACAUGACAUGAUGCUUUUAACAUAGAUUGAUGUUACCAUUGGGAUGUUAUGCAACUGGUUGUACCUUAAAAGCUUCAACAGAGGAUUUUCUUAAGAGGCCUUCAAUCCUUUUUUAACAAGAAAAAUAAACUAAAUAUGAGCACUUGUGUGUAUGUAUUUUGUACAUGUACAAAGCUACGUGUGGCA
Messenger RNA from Dioscorea cayenensis subsp. rotundata (Guinea yam), 2140 nucleotides. Its product is annotated as ribosome biogenesis protein WDR12 homolog. Gene Ontology annotation, cellular component: preribosome, large subunit precursor. The transcript is spliced from 15 exons. Gene Ontology annotation, biological process: ribosome biogenesis. Bases 93 to 1418 code for a protein of 441 amino acids. Lineage: Eukaryota; Viridiplantae; Streptophyta; Magnoliopsida; Dioscoreales; Dioscoreaceae. Gene Ontology annotation, molecular function: protein binding. The record is from RefSeq and is a predicted model, not a curated record.